AGAAUAUAUAUAUGUUCAAUUGAUUGUAUGAUUGUAGAAUGCACCUUGUUGUAAGUAAUCAGAUUUGGUUGCCAGAUUUUGUUAGUGCAAAACACGCGUUUAAAUCAAAAACUAAAAAAAAGUUCAAACUAUCAACACCAAGACUACACCUUUAUAAACACACACAACUAACAAAACAAAAAAAUGGCCUUCAGCGGAAGAAAGAGUACAUUGGACUACCAACCCCAAACAACCAGCCCUUUCCCCGGCAAUAAACGGACUCCCGGACAACAACAACAGCAACCCACUGUAAAGCAAGAACUACUCGAUGAACAACGAAUUGAAAUCAGAGAAGCGUUCUCAAUAUUUGACAUGAAUGGCGAUGGCUAUUUAGACUAUCAUGAAUGUAAAGUCGCAUUCCGUGCUUUGGGUUUCGAUUUGCCUAAGCGACAAGUAUUGGAUAUCAUAACUGAAUACGACACCGAUGACACAAACUUAAUCAACUACGAUAACUUCUUCAAAGUCGUAGGACAGAUGAUUCUUGAACGAGACCCCUUGGAUGAGAUUAAACGCGCGUUCAAGUUGUUUGAUGAAGAUAACACCGGUAAGAUCUCAUUGAGAAAUUUAAGAAAGAUCGCUAAGGAUUUGGGUGAGAAUUUAACUGAUGAAGAAUUAAGAGCCAUGAUUGAAGAAUUUGAUUUGGAUGAAGAUGGAGAAAUUAAUGAACAAGAGUUUAUCAAAAUUUGUACCGAAUAGAUGUUACCCUGUAAACCAAUUAUUGUAUAUUAAUGUCUUAGCUAUGUCUAAUCUGGCCAGAACUAUUGCCAACUUGUUUAAUAAAAGUGUUGUUUU
Messenger RNA from Spathaspora passalidarum NRRL Y-27907, 831 nucleotides. Its product is annotated as centrin. The coding region runs from base 184 to 735 and encodes 183 amino acids. Gene Ontology annotation, molecular function: calcium ion binding; microtubule binding. The record is from RefSeq and is a predicted model, not a curated record. The transcript is spliced from 2 exons. Gene Ontology annotation, cellular component: half bridge of spindle pole body; mitotic spindle pole body. Gene Ontology annotation, biological process: spindle pole body duplication. Lineage: Eukaryota; Fungi; Ascomycota; Pichiomycetes; Serinales; Debaryomycetaceae.